UUGAACGGCUAUCCUACAGGCUACAUGUCGUCUACUUCCCCUGGUGGAACCAGGGCCUUCCAUGGUGCUAAUAAUGCAGCAGCGUCUUCACAGUCGUUGGACAUAUACCAGGGCGGAGGCGCACCUGACAUGACUACUUACCUGCAGCCAGGAAGCCCACAGCCGCUACACCAGCUGCACAUGAAGGUAGCCUGUGCACACGUACACGACGUUAAUCACUGUCGCCAAUAUUUUAAGGCUGCUCCUUUACUGACCGCUGCGUACAACGGCUAUCAGUAA
Messenger RNA from Soboliphyme baturini, 279 nucleotides. The record is from the annotation of a GenBank genome assembly. Lineage: Eukaryota; Metazoa; Nematoda; Enoplea; Dioctophymatida; Soboliphymatidae.